Molecule: messenger RNA, 1086 nt
Organism: Lathyrus sativus (Indian pea)
Lineage: Eukaryota; Viridiplantae; Streptophyta; Magnoliopsida; Fabales; Fabaceae
Source: the annotation of a GenBank genome assembly
AUGGCUGCUGCUGAUCCUAUUCCUCUUGUCACACCAUACAAAAUGGGAAACUUCAAUCUCUCCCACAGAGUUGUUUUGGCACCACUUACUAGAACAAGAUCAUACAACAAUGUUCCUCAGCCUCAUGCUAUUCUCUAUUACUCUCAGAGAGCAUCUCAAGGUGGACUUCUCAUAACAGAAGCCACUGGUGUCUCUGACACUGCUCAAGGCUAUCCAAACACACCAGGUAUUUGGACUCAAGAACAAGUGGAAGCAUGGAAACCUAUUGUAGAUGCUGUUCAUGCCAAAGGCGGUGUCAUUAUCUGUCAGAUUUGGCACGUUGGAAGGGUUUCAAAUUCAUGUUAUCAGCCGAAUGGGAAAACACCGAUAUCUUCUUCUGACAAGUCACUCACAAGCAGUCAUGCACAACAAUUCACGCCUCCGAGAAGGCUAAGCACCGACGAAAUUCCUGAUAUUGUCAAUGACUUCAGACUUGCUGCAAAAAAUGCUAUCGAAGCUGGUUUUGAUGGGAUUGAGAUACAUGCGGCUCAUGGCUACUUAAUUGAACAAUUCAUGAAAGAUGAAGUGAAUGAUAGAACAGAUGAAUAUGGUGGAUCUAUUGAGAACCGUUGUCGAUUUGCUUUGGAAAUUGUUGAGGCUACUGUGAAUGAAAUAGGGGCAGAUAAAGUUGGAAUAAGAUUAUCACCUUUUGCAGAACAUUCAGAAUGUGGAGACUCCAAUCCUAAAGAAGUGGGACUUUAUAUGGUGAAUGCUCUCAAUAAGUAUAAUCUUCUAUACUGUCACAUGGUGGAACCAAGAAUAAAAUCUGCUUUUGAAGUGGUUGAUAAUAGUCCUCACAGUUUGGUGCCAAUGAGAAAGGCUUUCAAUGGCACUUUCAUAGUUGCAGGAGGUUAUGACAGACAAGAUGGAAUCAAUGCUGUAGCAGAAAACAAGACAGAUCUUGUUGUUUAUGGUCGUUUGUUCUUAGCUAAUCCAGAUUUGCCAAAGAGAUUUGCACUUAAUGCUCCUCUCAACAAGUAUAAUAGGGAGACAUUCUACACUUCUGAUCCAGUUCUUGGUUACACGGACUACCCAUUUCUCGACUGA